Molecule: messenger RNA, 2957 nt
Organism: Salvia splendens (bonfire salvia)
Lineage: Eukaryota; Viridiplantae; Streptophyta; Magnoliopsida; Lamiales; Lamiaceae
Product: SNF1-related protein kinase catalytic subunit alpha KIN10
Exons: 12
Coding region: 185-1732 (515 amino acids)
Biological process (GO): protein phosphorylation; intracellular signal transduction
Cellular component (GO): cytoplasm
Molecular function (GO): ATP binding; protein serine/threonine kinase activity
Source: RefSeq, a predicted model, not a curated record
CGCCUGGUGCUCAUCAUCCAGUAAAGAGAGGGCGAUUCGCCCUCUUUCCCGUCACUCACACCUAAUCACUCUCUCCCAACUCAUUAAUUUUGUUUCCUCAGUCCUUCUACCACCACCUCACGGUUUUUAGCAUUCUUCUGCGUGCUUUGUUUAUGUAAAUCAGUGCUUCAAUUCCUUCAUAUAAAUGGAUGGAAAUGGAACAUUCCAAGAUGGUAGAACUGUUGAUUCAUUCUUGCGGAACUACAAGCUUGGGAAGACUCUUGGGAUUGGCUCAUUUGGUAAAGUUAAAAUUGCUGAACAUGCAUUGACUGGCCACAAAGUUGCUGUCAAGAUCCUUAACCGCAAGAAAAUUAAGAAUAUGGAUAUGGAAGAAAAAGUUCGAAGAGAAAUCAAAAUUUUGAGAUUGUUUAUGCAUCCACAUAUCAUUCGUCUCUAUGAGGUCGUGGAGACACAAUCUGAUAUUUAUGUCGUGAUGGAGUAUGUUAAGUCUGGUGAAUUGUUUGAUUAUAUUGUGGAGAAAGGCCGGUUACAUGAGGAUGAAGCCCGCAAUUUCUUUCAGCAGAUAAUCUCGGGAGUGGAGUAUUGCCAUAGGAAUAUGGUGGUUCACCGGGAUCUGAAGCCUGAGAACUUGCUUUUGGAUUCUAAAUUGAAUGUGAAGAUUGCUGAUUUUGGCUUGAGUAACAUCAUGCGCGAUGGUCAUUUCUUGAAGACAAGUUGUGGAAGCCCCAACUAUGCUGCUCCAGAGGUUAUAUCUGGUAAAUUAUAUGCGGGGCCUGAAGUGGACGUCUGGAGCUGUGGUGUUAUUCUCUAUGCACUUCUUUGUGGUACCCUUCCCUUCGACGAUGAAAACAUUCCUAAUCUUUUCAAGAAAAUUAAGGGCGGAAUUUAUACGCUCCCCAGCCAUUUAUCGGUUGAUGCUAGAGAUUUGAUUCCUAGGAUGCUUAUUGUUGAUCCAACUAAGCGAAUGACUAUUCCCGAGAUUCGUGCUCACCCUUGGUUCCAAGCUCAUCUGCCUCGCUACUUAGCUGUUCCACCGCCAGAUACAACACAGCAAGCUAAAAAGAUUGACGAAGAGAUUCUUCAGGAAGUGGUUAAUAUGGGAUUCGAUAGGAAUGGGCUUCUCGAUUCUAUUCAAAACAGAGUUCAAAAUGAGGGUACUGUUACGUACUAUCUGCUGCUAGACAACAGGUUCCGUGUUUCUGGUGGCUACCUUGGAUCUGAAUUCCAAGAAACUGUGGAACACGGAUAUAAUUCAACUAAUCCAAGUGAAAGUGUAGCCUCUCCUGUUGGGCAACGAUCUCCUGGAGCUAUCGAUUAUCAACAAUUUGGGGGAAGGCAAUUUCCAUCCGAGAGGAAAUGGGCACUUGGACUGCAGUCUCGAGCCCAUCCACGUGAGAUAAUGACAGAAGUUCUCAAAGCUCUGCAAGAACUUAAUGUAUACUGGAAAAAGAUUGGGCACUACAACAUGAAAUGCAGAUGGGUUCCUGGUGCUUCUGGUCAUGGUGAAGGAGCAGUUAAUAACUCUAUGCAUGACAAUAACUAUUUCGAGGAUGAAUCUUCUAUCGUUGAGCAUGAUGUCAAUAUUAAGCCACAGAAUGUGGUAAAAUUUGAAGUGCAGCUUUUCAAGACACGCGAAGACAAAUAUUUGCUUGAUCUGCAAAGAGUUCAGGGUCCGCAGUUCCUCUUCCUUGAUCUAUGCGCUGCAUUCCUAGCUCAGCUACGUGUUCUCUGAAGCUGUGCAGUGAAACUUCUUCUCGUCCGGGGUGGAGAACAACAAGCAUUCUGAAUCUUGUACUAGUGAAGGGUGUCCCAAAUCGAUGUGUAUGCGUCAAAUUGGUGUUGAUAAUAGUUGAUGAAACACAAAGGAGGGAGAUUGAUUGAAGCCCAGUCUCCAUCAUCAAGAUCGGACAUGCAUUUGCUGUUGCUCACCAUAUCUUCUGCCUUGGAUUUACAAGUAUUCCGGAGCCUUGAGGGCUGCUCGGAGUCGUCGAGAGAUGGCUUCAAUUUGAGGCACUCCGUAAUCCCAGUGAAGGCAUAUAGAGAUGCUGAAAACUUCCUCUCGUAGUUCAUCCUUUUCAUGUCCUCACUCAUCUCCUCCGCCUCCACCUCCACCUCCACCUCCGUCCUCUUUGCCAUCUCUUCGGCAAUCUCGAAAGCUGAAUACCCACUCGACCACCCGGUUUCAUCCACGAACUCAAAGUCCAAGGUUCCAGUGUUUUCACUGGAUUCCUGGAUCAAAUUCAUGGUGCUAGUUUGCACUUUGUGGCUCUCACUUGUUUCUAGAACCGGGCACUCGUCACCACUAAUCGCUCUGGAAAACUUUUCCAGGGCGAACUCCUCGUAACUAAAAUAAGGAAAAUCAGCAGCUGCCAUGUCCAGCAGCUGAUUUUUCUGAUUUUGAUCGGUACAGGGAGAUGAAUAAGGUUCAAAAUUGUUAUUUGUUGCUAAGGAACUGUUUCUUGCCUGAAGCCUGCUGUGUAGAAGGUUGGUGAUCCUUGAAGGGAGAGCCGCAGAAGAAGACGAAGAAUUUGGACAAGUGGGCCAAAAAUUAGUCCGAGUGUUGGCCCCGCGGAGGAGGCGGGCUGCCUCAUCGUAGGCCUUGGCAGCCUCCUCCGCAGUAUCGAACGUGCCUAGCCAUACUCGUAUCUUUUGUAUGGUAUCCUUGAUCUCCGCCACCCACCGCCCUGACGGUCGCUGUCGGACCCCUAUGAACCGCUUGCCGGCUCUCUGGACGCCCCUGAGCGCCGCCGUGACAUCUCCGCCAUCAGUGCUGGCAGUUUCAUACUCGAUUGCCUUUCUUUUGCUUGCCAUUCUCGUUCUUGUUGUGGUUGUUAAAUGGUUAGUAUUGUUAUUUUCUUGGACUAGUUGUUUUUGAGUUUUAUAUGGAUGUAACUGAAAGCCAACGUCAGACAAGCUGAAAUAGUCUUCAUUUAUCUGGUCAUACUCUUUAAUUUUUA